AUGGACAUCAACUCCAGGAUGAACCACAUGUUCAAUGACUUGAGUACCAAAUAUGAUAACGUAGCUAGUCAUAUGCGCCAGAUGGAUGUUCAGAUCGCGCAGACAGCCGAGAGCGUCAAGAGGCAGCAAGGUACUCUACCUGGAAAGACCGAUAAAACCCCUAAGGAAUGCAAUGCCGUAGCACUGAGGAUUGGAAGAACCCUACCAGAUACAAUUCCCAAGAAGUUGUCAGCAGCGGAAAAGGGUUCCAUAUCCUGUUUCGGCAAAGAAAACUCGCAAUACACCCCUAAGGUUCCAUAUCCUGUUUCGGCAAAGACAACUCGCAAGGACCGGGAGGAGACCAAGUGUAAAAAGAUGCUAAAGGAUCUAACUAUCAAGUUACCUCUUGUGGAUUCGAUCCAGAUGAUACCUUUUAUGCACAACUUGAUGAAAGGGUUGAUCUCUGGAAAGGUAACUGGAGACAGUGAACUAUUGAUGGUUUCAAAAGAGUGCAUUGCGGUACUUCAGAACAAGCCGAUUAAGAAAUUGGAUGAUCCAAGCAAUUUUAUUCUCUCCGUACAAAUUGGGAGAACCGUAUUCGCUUACUUCAAGCCGACAAGAAUCUCCCUGGUGUUCGGCGAUAGGUCAGUCAAGUCACCGGUGGGUAUUCUGGAAGACCUUCAUGUCCGAGUGGGUAACACGUUUGUUCCGACAGAUUUUGUGGUUCUGGAGGUUGAAGAAGAGCCGAGAGAUCCACUCAUCCUAGGUUGUCCUUUCUUGUGCACAGCUGGUGCGAUCAUCGAUGUUCGACAAGGAAGGAUUGAUCUUCACCUAGGAGACAUUGCGAUGAAGUUUGAAAUGAACAAAUUGCUGAAGAAACCAAUGCUAGAUGCGCAGACCUACACCGUUGAGGUUAAAGAUCAGGCACUAUUCCCUCAAGAAGGAAUGAUUGAGGAAAUCCUGACCGACGAUCCACUCGAGCUAGCUCUGAUCCGUUCUGAGACAGAGCAUAACGUCAUGAGCGUGGACGCGGAUGGCAACGACAAGAUGCUUGACUCUGCCAAAAGCAUGGAAAGGCUUGUCGCCUAUCUAAGUCUGAGGGAGAAAGACGAGAGCAAUCAGAGUGAUGCCACUGGAGCAGUCGCUUCGAAAGGCGCUACUAAGCCAAACAUGCAACUCGACGAUCCAUGA
Molecule: messenger RNA, 1170 nt
Organism: Brassica oleracea var. oleracea
Lineage: Eukaryota; Viridiplantae; Streptophyta; Magnoliopsida; Brassicales; Brassicaceae
Exons: 3
Coding region: 1-1170 (389 amino acids)
Source: RefSeq, a predicted model, not a curated record